AUGAUCAACAUCGUUCUACCAACGGAAACACAAACCAACCAGCUACUUCAACAAAAGACCAUGGCUUCCGAUCCUCUACCGCGAUUACAUCGCUUCAUCGAGUUCAUCAACUCAGGCAACACAGACAUCGGCAAAGAAGUCAUAUCAGACUCGGCUAUCUUCCAUGUACCAUUCAGUCCUGAAUCCCUCAAAGGUUUAGAUGGCUAUCUCAGAAUUCUCGGGAUGAUGCGUGGCGCGUUCCCAGAUAUUAACUGGACACUACAAGAAACUGUAUGCGAAGGUGAUAAGAUAGUUGCACGUUUUGAAACCCGGGGCACGCACCAGGGUCCUUUCAUGGGUGUCCCCGCAUCUGGAAAGGAGAUAUGUAUGACUGCUCUCAACAUCUACUGUUUUGAAAACGGUAAGAUCGUGGAGGAGAGGGGACAGCCGGAUAUUUUUGGGUUAAUGGUUCAAAUUGGCGCUAUCCCUGUGCCAGGGCCUUGA
This is a messenger RNA of Alternaria postmessia, 483 nucleotides long. RefSeq lists its product as uncharacterized. The transcript has 2 exons. The record is from RefSeq and is a predicted model, not a curated record. Lineage: Eukaryota; Fungi; Ascomycota; Dothideomycetes; Pleosporales; Pleosporaceae. Gene Ontology annotation, biological process: polyketide metabolic process. Bases 1 to 483 code for a protein of 160 amino acids.